Molecule: messenger RNA, 1074 nt
Organism: Haemonchus placei
Lineage: Eukaryota; Metazoa; Nematoda; Chromadorea; Rhabditida; Trichostrongylidae
Source: the annotation of a GenBank genome assembly
AUGGGGGUUCACGGAAUCGAAUGGAAUGAGCACUGUGAAAGGCUGUCCGAGUCCAUCAUGUCGACCCACACCAUCCAUGAUAACUCGCAAUUCCAGAAGCCCUCUAAAUUGCGAUGGACAUGGGAGUCGCCUGGUGGACAGUUCCACAAUGAAAUAGACCACAUCAUCUUCAAUCGGAGAUUUUGCCUGACUGACGUCGCUUUUGUUCCGAAGUUCUACACGGGAUCGGACCAUCGUCUUUUCCGCGCCAGAUUCAGAUUAUCAGUGCGUGGAGAUAGAGCCAUGAAGUUUAGGAAACGACGCCCCAAGACCUUCAUCAACUGGGAUCUGAAAGGAAGAAGAGCAGCAGUUAUGGACGAAGCCGCCGAAGCCGGAAAGAGCAUUCGCAAAGCCCAACGGAGCUUCGCCAAUUACAAGACCAAGAUGACAUCCCUUCGUCGUCCUGACAGAACAGUUACUGCAUCUCGAAGGGAGAUGGAGAAGGUCAUCUAUGACUUUUACUGGGAUCUCUACGACAACUACGUCUACUUGCCUACUCAUUAUCAUGGGCAGGACGAAUACAUCGCUCCAUCGAUUCUCCUUCCGAAAUUCGACUUGCCAUCACGUCGAGGAAGUACUGUGCCCGGUCCCGAUAGGAUGAAACCAGAAUAUCUGGAGAGUCUUCCACAUCUUACUGCACAUAGAGCCUUACUCUGUACGUUCACAAUCUUCUCCGCUGGAAAUAUUCCAUGGGAUGAAGUGGAAUAUGCUCCAAAUACAACACUCACUGCACCAAGUGAAGGUGGUUGUCUCAAGCAGUGUCUAGAAGAUUUUCCAGAAUGUGGUAUGGUUAUCACAGAUAAAGUUGACGAAUUGAUUUACUGCUUCUUGUGCUAUGUACGCGCCAUUCCGUUGCAUAAUGCCUCAACAAAUGUCAGACCCGUAUCGGAAGACGAAUACAAGUUUGCAUCCAACGCUACUACCAGUGGUGAUAGAAAGGCAUUUCAGGAGUCAACCAAGCAGAAACAGAAAUGGACGCCCAAGCACCUAACAGAAACUGAUAAGGAGCGUCGUAGAAAACGAGUCAUCGGCUGA